AUGGAUGUUGGGCAUCCAUCAGGGCCUGAAAAGCUGGCUACACUCAUCCUAGCUUUAGCGGGACUUGGGAUGCCAACCUCAUUUCCUGUGGCAGGUAGGCACUGGGCAGGAUCCUCAAAAUAUAAAUGGAAGACCCACAUAAGGGGUCAGGAGAUCAACAAGGAUCCCAGGCUCUUACCCAACAUUACCCUGGGCUACAACCUCUAUGAGAACUAUUUCGAUGCAAGGAUGACAUCCGAUGCCAUGCUAGACCUGCUUGUAGGUGGGGAAAGCAAUAUUCCAAACUAUAAGUGUGGAAAAUGGAGUCACCUGCUAGCUGUUCUUGAAGAGGCUAAUUCUGUAAUCUCAAAAGAGAUUUCAACCAUGUCAGGAAUCUACAAAAUCCCACAGAUCAGUUAUGGCUUUAAUGCUCAGGUCCUCAAUGAUAAAAUCCAGUUCCCUUUUGUCUACCGGAUAGUGCCCCAAGAAGAAACUCAGUACCCAGGGAUUGUCAAGUUGCUCCUGCAUUUUGAAUGGACAUGGAUUGGCCUCUUAGCUCCAGACAAUGACAGCGGAGAAAGAUUCUUGAGUGCCUUGACAUCUCUGAUGGUCAAUAGUGGAAUUUGUGUUGCCUUAUCACAAAGAGUACCAGAGAAAAAUUCAUAUCAAAUUCACAUCCCGAGUGAAUCAUUUGUCAUAUGGAGAAAAGUCAGUGUAUUUGUUUACUAUGAAACCACUCGCAUAGGAUGGCUUCCAAUCAUGGCACUGCAAGAAGCACUUGAGAAACAGAUUGGGGCAAAAGUCUGGAUCACAAUAGGUUUAAAGGAUAUCAAUGUGUUUUUGUCUUAUCCUCCUGCUUUAUUCCAGUACAUCCAUGGUUCUUUGUCCUUUGUAAUGAAGACGAGAAAAAUGACCAAACAUGACUUCUAUACACCAUGCUCCUCUCUUCUUUAUCAUUUUUGGAGGGAAGCAUUUGAUUGUUCAUAUUCAAAGCAUAUGUUGUCCAUAAAAGGUCGGACAAGAUGCACAGAGAAGGAGAAACUGGAGGCUUUGCCCCAGGAGGAGCUUAAGAGAGCCCUGUCUCAAGACAGCUACAGCACGUACUUCAAUCUCCAACUUGUGGCAUAUGCCUUAAAUGCUGCAUAUUCGCCCAGAUCAAAGUGGACAUUGAUAGUGGGUGGAGGAGUCAGGUUGAAACAUCAAAGGCUACAGCCAUGGCAGCUUCACCCUUUCUUAAGAGAAAUCCAGUUUUCAAAUACCUCCAAGGGUGAACUAUAUUUGGAUGAGAAUGGGGAGCUGCCAGGCAACUAUGCUAUUGAAAAUUGGGUGAUGUUUCCCAACACAUCUCGUGUUAGAGUGAAAAUUGGGAGUAUAGAGAAAGAGGCAUCCACUGACACAAAGUUCACAAUUAACCCAGAAGCCAUUGUAUGGCCCAAGCAGUUUAACAAGACUCUGCCUCGUUCAAAGUGCACUGAAAGUUGUUGUCCGGGAUAUGUCAAGCAGAUUCAGGAAGGACAGCCAGUGUGUUGCUAUGCUUGUGCUCCAUGCGCAGAAGGAACAAUCUCCACUCAGGAAGAUGCAGACCAUUGCAACACAUGCCCAGAAGAUCAGCAUCCAAACAAGGACAGAGAUCAUUGUAUCCCCAAGAUGAACACCUUCCUGUCCUAUGAAGACAUUUUGGGGGUCCUCCUGGCUUCCUUUACCCUCAUCUUAACCUUAACCACAUGCUUUGUGUUAGGAAUCUUCAUUAAAUACUUUGACACUCCAAUAGUCAAAGCCAACAACCGGGAUCUCUCUUACAUCCUCCUCCUCUCCCUCCUGCUUUCCUUUUUGUCUUCCUUCGUUUUCAUUGGCCUGCCAAGAAAAGUGACCUGUUUUCUCCGACAAGCAGCCUUCAGCAUCAUCUUCUCAGUUGCUGUCUCUUCUGUGUUGGCAAAAACCAUCACUGUGGUGCUGGCCUUCCUGGCCACAAAGCCAGGGAACAGGGCAAGGAAAUGGCUGGGGAAGAGUCUGGCCAACUCCAUUGUCAUUUCCUGUUCCAGUGUGCAAAUUGUCAUCUGCACCAUCUGGCUGGGGGUGUCUCCCCCAUUUCCAGACUCUGACAUGCACUCCCAGCCUGGAGAGAUCAUUCUGCAAUGCAAUGAAGGGUCUGUUGCCAUAUUUUAUACUGCUCUUGGCUACAUGGGCUUCCUUGCUGCCAUCUGCUUCACUGUGGCGUUCCUAGCUAGGAACUUGCCUGCGACCUUCAAUGAAGCCAAGCUGAUCACCUUCAGCAUGCUGGUCUUCUGCAGUGUUUGGGUGUCCUUUGUGCCCACCUAUCUGAGCACAAAGGGGAAAUACAUGGUAGCUGUGCAGGUCUUCUCUAUCUUAGCCUCCAGUGCAGGUCUACUGGGCUGCAUCUUCAUUCCGAAGUGCUACAUUAUUGUACUGAGGCCUGAUCUAAAUACAAAGGAGCAUCUCAUGAUAAAAACAAAUGAAGGAAUCUGA
Molecule: messenger RNA, 2466 nt
Organism: Rhineura floridana
Lineage: Eukaryota; Metazoa; Chordata; Lepidosauria; Squamata; Rhineuridae
Product: vomeronasal type-2 receptor 26-like
Exons: 6
Coding region: 1-2466 (821 amino acids)
Biological process (GO): G protein-coupled receptor signaling pathway
Cellular component (GO): membrane
Molecular function (GO): G protein-coupled receptor activity
Source: RefSeq, a predicted model, not a curated record